Molecule: messenger RNA, 339 nt
Organism: Myotis davidii
Lineage: Eukaryota; Metazoa; Chordata; Mammalia; Chiroptera; Vespertilionidae
Product: T-cell leukemia/lymphoma protein 1A-like
Exons: 1
Coding region: 1-339 (112 amino acids)
Biological process (GO): positive regulation of peptidyl-serine phosphorylation
Molecular function (GO): protein serine/threonine kinase activator activity
Source: RefSeq, a predicted model, not a curated record
AUGGCCGAGCUCCCAUUGAUCUUCCACCUCAGCUCACACCCCAACUGCCUGAGUAUUCGUGGGCCCUCGGUUUAUGAGGACGAGAACCACCGCACAUGGCUGCAUCACGUCAUGGACACAGAAGGUCACCUUCUAGUACAAUUGAGCCAGGUCGACUACCCCAGUGAGCAUAACGGACUCCCGUCCAGCCCACUGACUUCGAACACAAUGCCUUCCUACUGGACGAUCCACCUUCACAGCAUGUACCUGGACUCUAUGGACCGAUUCUGGCGCAUCGUGCACCACGUGUUGAAGGAUGACAUGGAGGAAAUGAUCCUUGAGCUGAUGGAUGACUCUUAG